UCUAUCUAAUAUAUGUAAAACAUUUGUACAUAUACCACCACGGAACGAUGAGGUUAUGAUACUAAGUUAUCGUUGCUCAUAGUUGAAUUCGAAACUUAAAGCUUAAACAAUGCCUUUCAACGUAACGGAAUCACUCGAUGUUGAAAUGAGUAAUAAAACAGUUGAUACCGGACCAGCACAAGAAGAUCUUGAGUUCAUCACAUACGGGAUAUUUGUUCCAGUUGUGAUGACUUUCGGCUACAUAGGGAAUAUAAUAACAGCGAUUGUUCUAUGGAAGAAAGAGAUGGCGUCCAUCACCAAUUUGUUCCUUAGGGCUCUAGUUGUGUCUGACAUUGCUCUGGUCACAUUUGCCAGCAUCGCUUUAUCCUUGCCUACUCUAGUGUCUAAGCUUGUACACCGGGAUUUAGGAUUCCAUGUCCUCUUGCCCCAUGGAUUCAAGACUAUAGACUAUUUGGCCCUUACCUCACAGUUGUGUAACGAAUAUAUUCUGGUGUUCGUCUCCAUUGAACGAUACAUUGCCAUCUGUCAUCCAAUGAAACACAUUUAUAUUCAUUCCAGGAAAAAGGUGCUAUACUCUAUUGCCGGGAUAAUAUGUUUUGCAUUGUGUUACAAUGUGCCGAGGAUAAUAUCUACUGAAAUUCAGCUAACUUCUUGUUUUGACGAGUCUUAUCCUCUUGAUUGUUAUGUAAUAAAGCUGUCAGAUUUUGGGAAUGGAUUUUUUUACAAGUCUGUGUACGUUGUAUGGAUGUACACUGUCAUUUACUUUGGCAUUCCUCUGUUGUCUCUCCUCUCGCUGAACAUUCUCAUUCUACGGAAGCUCAGCAAGAUGCGUUCUCGAAGACGAUCGCUGGAAGCUUGCUCAUCACGAGUGAAGAAAGAGAACACCACGAUUUUGAUAGUGAUUAUCGUAAUCGUAUUCACAAUAUGUCAGACGCUUGGACUUUUCAAUCAGUUUCAAUUUUUGAUAAACAAAGAAAAAGCAAACGCUUCCGUGCAAACAAAUUUAACAGUAAUCAUUAACUUUCUUUAUGUGAUGAAUUCUAGCAUUAACUUUAUAAUAUACAUUUGUGUUGGGAAGAAAUUCCGUCGAACGUUCAUGGUCAUCUUUGGGAUCGAGGAUUGGAACUGCAGGAUAACGAGUUGUUUCAGUGGUGUAGAGGAUUACAGAGUCAAAAGUGUGUCGACUAACACGGCUUCAGUGCUGUAGAUGAUAUCAACGUCACAAAAGAGAGAAAUGAUGGAUUGUAAUUCUGGUGCCAAGUGAUGCUCGGUUCUACAAAUGAGCAUGCUGUACAUCGUGAAACAGGCAGAUAUUGUUCUUAUUCCGUAUGAAGGUUUUUAUAUGAAGAUGUGAGAGUGCAUUUCAUCACUUGUGGUUUUCCCCGUAGAACAUGUAGGAGGCUUGCCUAGGGUGUGCAGGGUUACCUUUCCGCUGCUGACAAAUUGCACCAUUUAAAACUGUUUGAAAUGCAUGCAUGCUUAUUGAUUAUGACAUCAUUCAAGUCCCACAGAAAAGGAAGACUACAAUUGAUGAACUUGUAUAUUUCCAUACUAUAAAUCUGACACAUGGAGUUUAAAGCACCUGUCAAGUUUCUUCAUUUCAAAACUUUUCAAAAUAUAUAUUC
Molecule: messenger RNA, 1625 nt
Organism: Mizuhopecten yessoensis (Yesso scallop)
Lineage: Eukaryota; Metazoa; Mollusca; Bivalvia; Pectinida; Pectinidae
Product: FMRFamide receptor-like
Exons: 1
Coding region: 110-1207 (365 amino acids)
Biological process (GO): G protein-coupled receptor signaling pathway
Cellular component (GO): membrane
Molecular function (GO): G protein-coupled receptor activity
Source: RefSeq, a predicted model, not a curated record